AAUUCAAAAAUCCAAUAAAAUAAUAAUUAAAAAAAUGUUUGCCAAAUUAAUUUUUGUUAUUCUUCUUCUUCAACUAAUUCUGAAAAAAGAAAAUAAAUUAGUCGAUGCUCAAUGGCAAUUAAAUGUUGACAAAAAUGCUAGUACUGUAAGCUGGGAUCGACUACUACAUCACACAAAACCACCUCGUCCUCUUCCUAAUAAUAACCCUGAAAAUAAAAGUGAAUCUGAUUGUGAGAAAAAAGGCUCAAAACAACCUCCUAUAGAAUUUAUACAAGGAGGGAUAUAA
Molecule: messenger RNA, 286 nt
Organism: Meloidogyne enterolobii
Lineage: Eukaryota; Metazoa; Nematoda; Chromadorea; Rhabditida; Meloidogynidae
Source: the annotation of a GenBank genome assembly